Molecule: messenger RNA, 929 nt
Organism: Oncorhynchus kisutch (coho salmon)
Lineage: Eukaryota; Metazoa; Chordata; Actinopteri; Salmoniformes; Salmonidae
Product: sodium bicarbonate transporter-like protein 11
Exons: 4
Coding region: 1-705 (234 amino acids)
Biological process (GO): transmembrane transport; monoatomic ion homeostasis; monoatomic anion transport
Cellular component (GO): basolateral plasma membrane; plasma membrane
Molecular function (GO): solute:inorganic anion antiporter activity
Source: RefSeq, a predicted model, not a curated record
AUGAACUUCGAGGAGGAGGUGAGGGCGCAUCGAGACCUGGACGGCUUCCUGGCCAGAGCUAGCAUCAUAUUGGAUGAAACUGCGCCGGCACUAGACGACGUUCUGAAGAGGAUGUUGCAUCACGUGGGGCAGGACAGCCACACGGCCGAGCCAGGAUGCCAUUUUGAGGAGGUCAUGAGCAUGUUGUUCACUGACACAGGAGCUCAGGAGGUUAACGCCCACCUGGUGUCAGAGACCAUCCAGGGAGUAACAGCCACUGCCACCGGGGUCCAAUACCAACAAUCCUGGUUAUGUAUCCUCUGCAAUGUGAAGAGUCUCCAGAGACGUCAUGUCUGUAUCUCUCGUCUGGAGCGGCCUCAGAACUGGGGAGAGAACUGCUGUGAAGUCCGUUAUGUCAUCCUCAUCCUGGCCCCACUCAAAAUGAAGAGUACAAAGACAGCGAUGGAGCUGGGCAGGACAUUUGGGACGUUAUUCUCAGACAUCUCGUUCAGACAGAAGCUCCUAGAGACCAAGACCCAGGAGGAGUUUAAAGAAGCCCUGGUGUUCCAACGACACCAGCUCACAGCAGCAAAUCAGCAACCUGCUGCCGUGGAGGAGGAGGAGGAGGAAGAAGAGGAGGAGGAGACUGACCCACACUCCCACAAACCACUCAAGGUGAGGCUCCCAACACUCAACACACGUGUCCCAGCUGGGCACAUGAAGUGACAUGAGCCCACCCCUACCCCAAAGCAAAGCUGUCAUCAAGGCAAAGCGGGGCUACUUUGAAGAAUCUAAAAAAUGUUUCAUCAUGAGUCCACCCCCACCCCCCAUCCACAAGAGGUAAUUUGUACAUGUAGGUUGGGUUGAAGUGACUAUGCAUAGAUAAUAAACAGCGAGUAGCAGCACUGUACUAAAGGGAGCGGGGGGAGGUUUCAAUGUAAAUUGUCCGG